AUGGCGUGUUUCCUGGUGUUUCUGCUGGUCCUCCAGGUGCAUGCUGCUCCACCUGAGCUCGUUCAGGCAGGACUAACUCCGGGCGUCCAUCCAGGACUAGCAGCAAACGUUUCUGAGGAUGCAACACCAGCUCCACCUCCGGGAACGAGCAAACGGACUCCACACAGCAUCAUUAUUGGGGUACGCAAAGGGGGUACAAGGGCCCUGUUGGAGAUGCUGGACAUUCACCCUGAAGUCGCUGUUGCUGCCACCGAGGUGCACUUCUUUGACUGGGACGACAACUACGCCAAGGGCCUGGAGUGGUACCGGCAGCUCAUGCCCUACUCGUACCCCCAUCAGAUCACCGUGGAAAAAACUCCCGGCUACUUUACGUCUGCUCUCGCACCGGAGCGGAUCUGCGCCAUGAACUCGUCCAUAAAACUGCUGCUGAUCCUGCGGGACCCGACACAGCGGGUCAUCUCGGACUACACCCAGGUGUACUUCAACCGGCUGGAGAACCACAAGCCGGUGCAGGCCAUCGAGAACCUGCUGGUGCACAGCGGAGCCCUGAAUAUCCGCUACAAGGCUAUCCAGAGGAGCUUGUACGACGUCCACAUGCACAACUGGCUGCACCACUUCCCCCUGGAGCAGAUACACAUCGUAGACGGGGACGCUCUGAUCCGGGACCCUCUGCCAGAGCUCCAGAAGGUGGAGCGCUUCCUGAACCUGCCUCCCAGGAUCGUGUCCUCCAACUUCUACUUCAACCAGACGAAAGGGUUUUACUGCAUCCGGAGCGACGGGCGCGAGCGGUGCCUUCACGAGUCCAAGGGACGCCCUCACCCGUCGGUUAACGGAACGGUUCUGCAGCAGCUGCGCUCCUUCCUACGAGAACACAACCGGACCUUCUUCAGGCUGGUGAAGCGCACGUUUGACUGGCAAUAAGAAUAAUCCCAGUCUGGACUCCCCUGAGCCGCCACCUGUUUGAAAUAAAUAUAAAAGUGAAGCACUUUACACCCUGAAAGAACCUCUGAGGAGCCUUCUGCCAG
This is a messenger RNA of Nematolebias whitei (Rio pearlfish), 1025 nucleotides long. It is a transcript of the gene hs3st1l1, whose product is annotated as heparan sulfate (glucosamine) 3-O-sulfotransferase 1-like1. The record is from RefSeq and is a predicted model, not a curated record. Lineage: Eukaryota; Metazoa; Chordata; Actinopteri; Cyprinodontiformes; Rivulidae. Gene Ontology annotation, molecular function: [heparan sulfate]-glucosamine 3-sulfotransferase activity. The coding region runs from base 1 to 921 and encodes 306 amino acids. The transcript has a single exon.